AUGGCCAUCCCUCGAAAGAAGAAGAAGAAUAGCACCACCAAGAGAAAACAAACCUCUCCCCAUCAAAAUGGUCCUAAUCAAAAGAAACAAGGCUCUUCAACAAGGCCAUCUUCAUCCACUUUGAAUGAAACAACAAGGGGACCGAACAUGUAUGGAGGUGUUCAACUGCCAUCUUCAUCCGUAUGGAAUGAAACAACCUCCUCCAUCAAGCAGCAGUCCAAUCUCGUACAUUGUUAA
This is a messenger RNA of Naegleria fowleri, 237 nucleotides long. RefSeq lists its product as uncharacterized. Lineage: Eukaryota; Heterolobosea; Eutetramitea; Acrasida; Naegleriidae. The coding region runs from base 1 to 237 and encodes 78 amino acids. The transcript has a single exon. The record is from RefSeq and is a predicted model, not a curated record.